AUGCUACAAACUAAAUUCUCAUGUAAUAUUAAGAACCUGGGGUUAUCUGCACUUAAAAGAGGUCAUAUCAGAUACUAUACUAAGGGUAACACCAAUCAUGAUAUAACAUCCUUAGAUGAUUUAGUUAAAUUAGAAUCGUUAGAUAAUGUAGAUCCAAUUUUAGUACAAAAACUAAUAAAUGAAAAGACUGCAGAGUUAAAUUUGAAAAACGAAAUUAGAAGAUUGAAAAAUAUACAAGAACAAAGGGAGAAUUCUGUCAUAUCUAACAGGCCAGUUCGAGUUGGAGACUUUAAGAGAGCAGGUAUAAUGUUCAUGUUAAUUUGCUCUUCAGUUUACUUAUGCUGGCAGCUAUUGUGGUGGAACCUUGCUUAUAACUCAAAGGAAAUUGAAAUGUUGGACACAGUCACCUCACUGGAGAAUGAAUUACGUGAGCUCAUCAGGACAAAUAAAACAAAAGAAAAAAUUGUGACCAACAAUUAUGAUUCUCAACCUGUAAAUAAAAAGCCAUGGUAUUCUAAUUGGUGGAAAUAA
Messenger RNA from Maudiozyma barnettii, 531 nucleotides. RefSeq names its product Ina17p (gene INA17). The record is from RefSeq and is a predicted model, not a curated record. NCBI's taxonomy places the organism in Eukaryota, Fungi, Ascomycota, Saccharomycetes, Saccharomycetales, Saccharomycetaceae. The transcript has a single exon. Bases 1 to 531 code for a protein of 176 amino acids.